Messenger RNA from Antechinus flavipes (yellow-footed antechinus), 3867 nucleotides. RefSeq names its product ENAH actin regulator (gene ENAH). The transcript has 16 exons. Gene Ontology annotation, biological process: actin polymerization-dependent cell motility; actin polymerization or depolymerization; axon guidance. Bases 397 to 2844 code for a protein of 815 amino acids. The record is from RefSeq and is a predicted model, not a curated record. Lineage: Eukaryota; Metazoa; Chordata; Mammalia; Dasyuromorphia; Dasyuridae. Gene Ontology annotation, molecular function: profilin binding; SH3 domain binding.
CCGGAGGAGGGGGAGAAGGAGGAGGAGGGAGGCGGCGGCCACCGGGGGGACCGGCGCCCCCUUGUCCGCUUCUCCACCCUCCCCCUUCGCUAGUCAGUCUCUCUCCAUUUCUCUUUCUUUCUCUCUCACACACAGACACACACACGCGCGCGCACAUUCACACAGGCACACACGCGCACUCACACUCACACUCGCACUCCCGGCCGGCCGGCGGGCGCCUCCGCUUUGUGCACCGAGCGAGGAUGGUGUAGCUACCCCCGCAGCGCCAGAGCCCAGCCGACCCGGUACGCUGCCGGUCUCUUGUCUCGGGAGCCCGGCUCCUGCCCCACCCCGCUCUGCUCCGUCCUCGCCUUCCCUCCUCCUCCGGCCGGGGAAGCCUCCGCACCGCCCGGCAUCAUGAGUGAACAGAGUAUCUGCCAAGCAAGAGCUGCAGUGAUGGUUUAUGAUGAUGCCAAUAAGAAAUGGGUGCCGGCUGGUGGCUCAACUGGGUUCAGCAGAGUUCAUAUAUAUCACCAUACUGGUAAUAACACUUUUCGAGUUGUGGGAAGGAAGAUUCAGGACCAUCAAGUCGUGAUAAAUUGUGCCAUUCCAAAAGGAUUGAAGUACAAUCAAGCUACACAGACCUUCCACCAGUGGCGAGAUGCUAGACAGGUGUAUGGUCUCAACUUUGGCAGUAAAGAGGAUGCCAACGUUUUUGCAAGUGCCAUGAUGCAUGCCUUAGAAGUGUUAAAUUCACAGGAAGCAGCCCAGAGCAAGGUUACUGCUACCCAGGACAGCACUAAUUUGCGAUGUAUUUUCUGUGGUCCUACAUUGCCUAGACAAAAUUCACAACUGCCUUCCCAAGUGCAGAAUGGUCCAUCACAAGAAGAAUUGGAAAUUCAAAGAAGGCAACUGCAAGAACAGCAGCGCCAAAAGGAAAUGGAACGGGAGAGAAUGGAGCGUGAAAGAAUUGAACGAGAGAGGUUGGAGAGAGAGAGGUUAGAAAGGGAAAGAAUUGAAAGGGAAAGAAUGGAGCAAGAACAGCUUGAAAGAGAGCGGCAAGAACGCCUAGAACGAGAAAGGCAAGAUCGAGAGAGGCUUGAACGGGAAAGACAAGAAAGAGAGCGGCAAGAACAGUUAGAAAGGGAACAGUUGGAAUGGGAAAGAGAGAGAAGAAUAUCAAAUGCUGCUCCAUCUUUCGACAACUCCCUGUAUAGUGCUCCACUUCCUGAAUAUUCCAGUUGCCAGCCUCCUUCAGCACCUCCUCCAUCAUAUGCUAAAGUCAUCUCAGCUCCAGUGUCAGAUGCCACUCCUGAUUAUGCUGUAGUGACCUCUAUACCACCUACUUCCACACCCCCUACACCACCACUGCGACACUCAGCGACACGUUUUGCAACUUCUUUAGGUUCAGCCUUCCACCCUGUUCUGCCCCAUUAUGCUACAGUUCCUCGUCCUCUCAACAAAAACUCUCGACCUUCUUCUCCUGUGAAUGCACCCCCUUCUCAACCUCCAGCUACGAAGCCUUUUGCCUGGUCUGCUUCAAACUUUGCACCCCUCCCUCCAUCGCCUCCAGUUAUGAUUAGCAGCCCUCCAGGCAAAGCUACUGGUCCAAGGCCUGUUCUCCCUGUUUGUGUUUCUAAUCCGUUGCCCCAAAUGCCUCCGUCACCUACUGCACCCAAUGGGCUUCCUGAUUCUGUAACAUAUCCAGCACCUUCACCGUCUACCUCAGGUCCAGCAGCUCCACCUCCGCCACCACCACCUCCAGCACCUCCACUGCCUUCCCUUCCGUCACUGUCCCACUCUGGACCUCAAGCUUCUCCUCCUCCAAGCACCCCUAUUGCCUCAACUCCCUCAUCCAAGCCUAGUGUUCUCCCUUCUCCCUCUGCAGCUGCCCCUGCCUCUGUUGAGACUUCUCUAAACUCUGUGCUGGGAGACUCCUCUGCUUCUGAGCCAGCCUUGCAGGCAGCCUCUCAGCCGAUUGAAACUCCGACCCAGCAGGGUGUUGUCCUGGGCCCACCUGCUCCUCCUCCCCCUCCACCACUUCCUCCUGGUCCAACCCAGACUCUAGCAGCACUCCCACCUCCGCCAGGUCCACCUCCCCCACCCCCCCUCCCAUCUUCUGGGCCACCUCCUCCCCCACCUCCCCCACCCCUUCCUAAUCAGGUGCCCCUUCCAGUUCCUUUGCCCCCUCCUGCCCCUCCUCUUCCUGCCUCUGGAUUUUCUGUGGCGUAUAUAUCAGAAGACAAUCGCCCUUUAACUGGACUUGCAGCUGCAAUUGCUGGAGCCAAACUUAGGAAAGUUUCACGGAUUGAGGAUUCCUCUAGUCCAAGUGGAGGAAGUGCCAUUGGAGUAAACUCAACUUCAGCUAAAACAGACACAGGUCGUGGAAAUGGACCACUUCCUUUAGGUGGCAGUGGUUUAAUGGAAGAAAUGAGUGCCCUGCUGGCCAGGAGAAGAAGAAUUGCUGAAAAGGGAUCAACAAUAGAAACAGAACCAAAAGAGGAUAAAACUGAAGAUGCAGAACCUUCAGCUUCUAAGACCUCUUCAACAAGCACACCUGAACCAACAAGAAAACCAUGGGAAAGAACGAAUACAAUGAAUGGCAGCAAGUCACCUGUUAUCUCCAGACGGGAUUCUCCAAGGAAAAAUCAGAUUGUUUUUGACAACAGGUCCUAUGAUUCAUUACACAGACCAAAAUCAACGCCAUCUGCGCAACCCAGUGCCAAUGGAGUGCAGUCAGAAGGGCUAGACUAUGACAGAUUGAAGCAGGAUAUAUUAGAUGAAAUGAGAAAAGAAUUAACAAAACUAAAAGAAGAGCUCAUUGAUGCAAUCAGACAGGAACUCAACAAAUCAAAUACUGCAUAAAAAAAAAAAAAAAAAAAAGUAAAACUAAGGCGAUAGACUUUGACCGGAAAACAUCAAGUAACUACAUUUUGUGGGCUGUUAGAAGAAAAUGGAAGAAAAAAAAACACUUGGAAUGAGGGAAAAAUCAUCAUAUUAUAAAAGCUGUCACACAUCUACGAUGACCUGCUAUUUCCCUCCCAGUUUGCUGCUUUUUUCUGACCUUUACAAACAGGAUGGAAAAGAGUCUUAAGAAUUACUGUAAUGAUUAUGCAGAAAAUCCACCUGUCAGGCAAGAUCACAGUGCAUUGAAAUAUUCUCAUGUCAAGAUAAAAUUGCACAUUUUUUUUUCUUCAGAAUUCAUUGUUAAAACAAAGAAGAGAAAAGUUCAAGAAGGCUUUUCAGAGAGGUUUUCAGUGUUAAUGAAGGAUUUAGCAAGUUAUUUUGUUGUACUGCAAAUGUUUCUCAGGUUUUGUCUUCCUAUCACAUUUGAUAUUCCAUGAAUUAUUACAUAUAUUGGUUCAGAUCAUAAAACAUGGAACAAAUGGAAAUGUGUGUGUUGAUGGAAAGUGAUUAUUUGUAAGAAAGUGACCUAACUAUGGCUUGUACAGAUUGGAAUUCUGGAACGAUAGGAAGCCUCUCUAGUUAGCCUUCAUCCAGUUUUGUAGAUUAAAAACAAAAAGUACAGUUAAAAAUUCAAAAAUGUAGAUGCCUUCCUAAAUUGUUACAAUGCUUUACCAAAUCUACAUGAUACAAUCAGUGGUCAGCUAUGUUAUGGAUUUAAGUAGGUUUCCAGGCUUUUUUUUUUUUUUUUUUUUUUAAGAUUUAAGCAUGUGGACAUGUAACAACUAACACAAAAUUUGUUUUUUCUUUUUUUAUUACAAAAAUCAGUACACAUCACAAGUAUUUAGUAGCCUUUCCAAGCCCAGCCCCAAGGGGAAAAACUAUUUGUGGGAGGAAAGGGGGGAAUUUUAUUUUUCAGUUAAAAUUAAUUAAAUAUUUUUCUGCAAUAUAUUUUUCUCAUAAAAUUUUGUGCAUGAAUAAUAA